Molecule: messenger RNA, 1798 nt
Organism: Ilex paraguariensis (yerba mate)
Lineage: Eukaryota; Viridiplantae; Streptophyta; Magnoliopsida; Aquifoliales; Aquifoliaceae
Source: the annotation of a GenBank genome assembly
AUGGUGCACUGCCACAUCCUUUUUGUAACGUUUCCGGCACAAGGCCACAUCAACCCUUCUCUCCAAUUCGCCAAGCGACUCAUUCAGAUGGGCGUGGAGGUCACUUUCGUCACCAGCCUCUCCGCCCACCGCCGCAUGACCAAAACCACUGGACCACCAAAGGGUUUCAACUUCGCCACCUUCUCCGACGGCUAUGAUGAUGGUAUCAAACGAAGUGAUUUUGAUCCCAAAAAAUACAUGUCAGAGAUCAGGAACCGUGGAUCACAAACUCUCAGGGAAAUCAUCAACGCUAGUGGCAAUGAAGGUCGUCCGAUCACCUGUUUGGUCUACAGCCUCCUCCUCCCUUGGGCUGCAGUGGUGGCGCGUGAGUUUCAUAUCUCAGCUGCACUUCUUUGGAUUCAAUCAGCCACAGUUUUGGAUAUAUACUACUAUUACUUUAAUGGCUGUUUUGCUAUCAAUGUCGAAAAUUGCGAAGACCCAUCAUGGUCAAUUGAGUUACCAGGAUUGCCAUUGGUAAAAAGCCACGACCUUCCCUCCUUUAUACUUCCUGCAAACUCAGACAUAUUCAAUACUCUCCAAUCAUUUAAAGAGCAUGUUGAAACACUAGAUGAAGAAACCAACCCAACAGUUCUUGUUAACUCUUUCGAUUCACUAGAACCAGAGGCCUUAAAAGUCAUCGAUAAGUACAAUUUGAUUGGGAUUGGGCCGCUAAUUCCUUCUGCCUUCUUAGAUGGAAAAGACCCAUCAGACACUUCUUUUGGGGGUGACCUUUUUGACAAAUCAAACGCAUAUACCGAGUGGUUGGACUCGAAGCCUAAAUCAUCGGUUGUUUAUAUAUCGUUUGGAAGCCGUUUGUCUCUACCAAAGAGGCAAAUGGAAGAGAUCGCACGAGGGUUGUUAGAGAGUUGCAGGCCAUUUUUGUGGGUAGUUAGAGCGAAGCAGAAUGGAGAAGAGGAGAGAGAAGAAGAUAAACUAAGUUGCAUGGAGGAAUUGGAGCAACAAGGGAUGGUAGUGCCAUGGUGUUCUCAACUGGAGGUAUUAUCACACCCCUCACUGGGAUCUUUUGUCACACAUUGUGGGUGGAAUUCUACAUUGGAGAGUUUGAUUACUGGGGUUCCGGUGGUGGCGUUUCCUCAUUGGUCUGAUCAGACGACCAACGCAAAAAUGAUUGAAGAUAUGUGGAAGACGGGGGUGAGGGUGAAGCCAAAUGGAGAAGGAACUGUCAAGGGUGAUGAGCUUAAGCAAUGUAUAGAGAUGGUUAUGGGAGGUGGAGAAAGAGGAGAAGAAAUGAGGAGAAAUGCUCGGAGAUGGAAAGAUUUGGCGAGGGAAGCAGUGAAUGAAGGUGGAUCUUCGAACAAAACUCUCAAGGCUUUUGUCCAAGAGAUCAGAGAAGAUGGUCAGUGAUUAUAAUUUGUACCCUAUUUUGUUGCAGCUUGUGGGUGUUUUUGCUUGGCAGAGUUUAAUUUGUUCAUGUCUGGUUUUUCCUUUUAAUUUUUUUGGACUAGUAGCCUAGGUACAAAAUUGCACUUCUUCCAUCAUAGAAGGCAUUUAGCCAAGGUAUUCAUUUACGGUAAAGUGAUGGUAUUCACUCCUCAUGUCUUCCUCCCUUUCCCAUUUCGUUUGAUGGCUUCUUUCAUGAUAGAUUGUAACAAAAUUGUGUUUCCUAUUUAGAAAACACCAGAAGUAGUGGAAAAGUAAUCGCUCUUAGAAUGCUUACAAGACUUUGUGAUGCAAAUGAGUGGCAAGAUUUUUGGUAUUUUAUUGAAUGUGGACAAUGUCAUUCUAUUAUGGAAUUUUG